Messenger RNA from Eleginops maclovinus (Patagonian blennie), 1358 nucleotides. It is a transcript of the gene tra2b, whose product is annotated as transformer 2 beta homolog. Bases 121 to 1041 code for a protein of 306 amino acids. Gene Ontology annotation, molecular function: RNA binding. Lineage: Eukaryota; Metazoa; Chordata; Actinopteri; Perciformes; Eleginopidae. Gene Ontology annotation, biological process: positive regulation of mRNA splicing, via spliceosome. Gene Ontology annotation, cellular component: spliceosomal complex. The transcript is spliced from 8 exons. The record is from RefSeq and is a predicted model, not a curated record.
AAUGCCACGCAGGGGGAGGGGCCUUUUGUCUCCUGCAACUGCACACAAACACGCGUACCGUGGUUUGUAGCUAGCUGGUUAGCACAUCAGCAUAAACAUCUGUCAUAUUGUGGCACUAAAAUGAGCGAUUGUGGCAAAGGUUACAGCCAUCGGGAUUCUCGCUCUGCAUCUCGGAGUGUGAGUCCAGGGGGCUCUAGGAAAUCAGCAAGCCGUUCCCCAGCUCAGUCGCCUGCCAACUCAAAAGAUGGUUCACGCCACUUCCGCUCUAAAUCUCUCUCUCGGUCCAGGUCGAAAUCUGGGUCCCACUCCCAAAGCGGCUCACAGAGACACUAUAGCCGCUCUCGCUCCCGCUCAAGGUCCUACCGUCGCCGGUCUCACAGCCGGUCAUACAGCGGAGAGCGCCGACGCAGGAGCCACAGCCGCUCCCCAAUGUCGAACCGACGUCGGCACAUCGGCAACCGCGCUAAUCCAGAUCCAAACGGUUGUGUGGGAGUGUUUGGCCUGAGUUUGUACACCUCAGAGAGGGAUCUGAGGGAAGUCUUCUCUAAAUACGGCCCCCUGGCGGAUGUCUCUAUUGUGUAUGACCAGCAGUCGAGGCGCUCCAGGGGCUUUGCUUUCGUCUACUUUGAGAACGCUGGUGACGCGAAAGAGGCAAAGGAACGAGCCAAUGGCAUGGAGCUGGAUGGUCGUAGGAUCAGGGUGGACUUCUCCAUCACAAAGAGACCGCACACCCCCACCCCUGGAAUCUACAUGGGCCGGCCCACAUACGGAGGAGGUGGAAGUAGCAGCAGUGGGAGUGGUCAAAGUGGUCCUCGACGCAACUCACGUGACUAUGAUCGUGGACAUGACCGCGGACACGACCGCGGACACGACCGCGGACACGACCGCGGAUACGACCGCGGAUGCGACCGAGGCGGCUAUGAUCGCUAUGACGACAGGGACCACUACCGCUCAUACAGAAGGCGAUCUCCAUCCCCGUACUACAGAGGGGCUUACAGGUCUCGGUCCAGAUCGCGCUCUUAUUCUCCCCGACGCUACUAAAUGUUGCUGUCAAGCCCUUGCCCCUCCCACACACAGACAUGAAAUAUUGGAUGAUUGAUUUCAGAAUAGAUGUUCUUUCUUAAGGUGAUAAUCACACUUCUGUUUCUCAUACACGACCAGUAAAUGUAUUUUAGUUGUCAUCUGAUGACAUGAAUCGAGCUGUACCAUCGUGUUCUUUAUUUUAUUGAAAUGUAUAGCCAACUUCUGCCAUGAAAAAUAUACAAAUACUGCGUUUUCAUUAAUGUAUUUUUUUUGUACAACAAUUGAGUGAACGCUCAUCUCUAAACAGAUUAAAAGUAGGAGGCUUUCUUUUCCAA